Messenger RNA from Oryza brachyantha (malo sina), 944 nucleotides. RefSeq lists its product as uncharacterized. Bases 211 to 888 code for a protein of 225 amino acids. The record is from RefSeq and is a predicted model, not a curated record. Lineage: Eukaryota; Viridiplantae; Streptophyta; Magnoliopsida; Poales; Poaceae. The transcript has 4 exons.
UGCACGCAUCGGGUUCGCCACGCGCAAGGAACCAGUCCUUCCUCUCCGUCCAUCUCCACCGCGAGGUCGAGGACGACGACGACGACGAAGGCGAAGGCGAAGAGGAAGAGCGAGCGAGCCUGUCUGCGGCCACGAGACGCUAGGGAGCCGCGCUUGAGUCUAGCCUUCCCCCCUGCGCCCAGCCUGCAGCGCACGCCGCGGCUGGAGCAUAUGAGGUGGCCGCAUCCCAUCUCGUCUCCCCGCCGCCGGCUCCUCCUGGUCGUCGUGCUAUUCGUCGCCCUCUGCUCGGUUCAUGGUAGUUCUUCACAGAGGCUCGUCACACUUGAUACCAUUGAUAUAUUUAUUACUCACGAAUGGUUCCCCAGUAAGCCAACUGUAUAUUUCCGUUGCAAUGGUGAGGACAAGGUAUAUUUGCCUGACGUGAAGGAUGCAAACAAUAUAUAUACCUUUAAGGGUGAAGAAUCAUGGCAGCCCUUAACAGAACUUCCAGAAAAGAAAUGCAAGAGGUGUGGUUUGUACGAAGAGGAUACAUUUAAACAUGAUGUAUACGAUGAGUGGGAGUUGUGUUCUAGUGAUUUCAAAAAAGGCAAAUACACCCAUUUCAAGGAGGGCCAGUUCAAUGCCACUUUCCUAUGUCCAAAUUGCACUUCCUCUGCAGGUGAUUCUGCAACCCAUGACUCUAGCUCGGAAGUGGAAACUAAGAAGACAUCCGUUACCGUAAUCAUAAUAGUCAGUGUUUUUUCUUCUGUCCUUGUCAUCGUUGCAUUAUAUGGGGGCUACAAGUACUGGCAGAAGAGGAAGAGAGAGCGGGAUCAGUUACGAUUUCUCAAACUCUUCGAAGAGGGAGAUGACAUUGAAGACGAACUGGGCCUUGGCAAUGAACUCUGAACAGCACGUGUAUGUAUAUGUUCUUCAAGCUCGGUGAAGAGGGAAAUGACAUUGAA